Molecule: messenger RNA, 801 nt
Organism: Helianthus annuus (common sunflower)
Lineage: Eukaryota; Viridiplantae; Streptophyta; Magnoliopsida; Asterales; Asteraceae
Product: probable trehalose-phosphate phosphatase F
Exons: 8
Coding region: 1-801 (266 amino acids)
Biological process (GO): trehalose biosynthetic process
Molecular function (GO): protein binding; trehalose-phosphatase activity
Source: RefSeq, a predicted model, not a curated record
AUGACGAAGAUUGAAGCUGCUACGUCUGGAAGAGGAUUGGAUUUAGGAGUUAUUAAGGUUGUGAAAGAUGAUUAUGGAAAUUGGAAAAUGACAGUUCGUGGACUGGAGUUUCCUUCCUUGUCACCAAACCUUCUUGCAUCGGGUGCCGAAGAAGGUGAAAUUUGUAUAUGGGAUUUGGCUAAACCAACGGAGCCGAAGAAUUUUCUUUCUCUCAAGUUGCCUAUUUGCGUUGUAUUUUUUGAAGCAAUCUUUGUUUUUUAUGAGCAGGGUAUGGAAAUAAAUUUGUUCCAACCUGCUAGAGAGUUCAUACCAAUGAUCAAUGAGGUUUUCAGGACCCUUGUUGAGGUAACGAAGGAUAUCCCAGGGGCAUCUGUGGAAAAUCAUAAAUUUUGUACUUCUGUACAUUAUCGUAACUUUGAUGAGAAGAGCUGGCCUAUGAUUGCACAACGUGUUCAUGAUAUCUUGAAAGAUUAUCCUCGUUUGACAUUAACUCACAGACGGAAGGUUUUAGAGGUCCGUCCUUUGAUUGAUUGGGACAAAGGGAAAGCGGUUGAAUUUUUACUCGAAUCGCUUGGGCUAAGCAAUGCUAAUGAUGUGCUUCCAAUUUAUAUUGGGGAAGAUAGAACAGACGAAGAUGCAUUCAAGGUGUUAAGAGAAGGAAACCGAGGUUAUGGGAUUCUGGUAUCUUCGGUACCCAAAGAAAGCAAAGCUUUCUUGUCUCUUCGGGACACUUCAGAGGUCAAACAGUUCCUUAAAUCGUUAGUUCGAUGGAAGGAACAAAUGUCUAAUGUUGGCAGUUAA